UGCAGGGAUUUGUAGUACUUUUUUGCACAUCGUCCAAAACAAGCCGCUUCCCGUUUGUAUUUCACGCCCUAGUGCUAAAUAGAACCCCGUUAGGUGACGACCAUGGCGCACUGGCUGUAUCAAAGGCGUUUGAUCGGGGGCUGCCCCUCAUCACAACAUCACCAGGGCGUUUCAGACAGACAGCCUGGCCAGCCAGCCAGCCAAGCAACACGCACUCUUAGCGGAUAAAUACACACCCUUCGAUCGUCACUGUUAUCUCAAGAGGACAGCCGUUCCUUGCUGCGCAGACGCCGUAACAUGUUGAUGUGACAAAAAUGAACAAACCCAAGAUGGCUUCAGAGAAGGGUGUCCCCAAUAACUCGAGAGUGCAGAUCCUGCUGGGCCAGCUGGAGAAGCUGUCCGGAGACUCCAUGGUGAGGGAUCCCGAAUCAGCCCGUCAGAUAACCUCCAAGCUGCUACAUCUCAUACAGACACAGGAGAAGACGUCGAAGGAGAUGAUGUCCAAAGGCACCAGCGGCAUGGAUGUCAUCCUGAAUUCACUGGAGAUCACCCGAGACACCCAGACCAUUUUGAACAUCCUGUGCAUACUCAGUGAGCUGCUGACCUUGGGCAAAGGACGCAGAGUGGGGGUCUUUGUAUCAAAGGGAGGAACAGCGGUGUUACUUCGCAUUCUAAUCAACGCCAACAAAGAGUUUCACCCCAGCGAGGAGCUCAUGUUGCAGCUUCACUCCCUGCUGGCCAAGGUGGGCCCGAAAGACAGGAAGUUGGGCAUGAAGGCACGUCUGACUGGCGCUCUGAACAUCACAAUAAACCUGAUCAAGAAGAACCUCCAAAAUGUCAAGUUGCUCCUGCCCUGCUUGCAGGUUCUUCGGGUUUACUCAGCUAACAUUAUUAACGCCAUAUCCCUCGGGAAAAGUGGAACUAUUGAGUUGAUGUUCAAGAUUGUGGCACCGUACAGCAAGAAAAACACAACCCUGAUCAAGGUGGCUGUGGAUGCGCUCUGUGCUUUACUCAAAUCCAAGACAAAUGCUCGGCGGGCAGUGGAGGGCGACUACGUUCCCACCCUGCUCUCCCUCUACCUGGACUGGCACCGCAAGGACACGUGGCAUCGUCACACGGUGAUCCGCAAGGGGCUGCUGGGCUGUCUGCGGAACGUCACCAACAUCAAGCUGGGCAGGGAGGCGUUCACCAAAGCCGACGGCAUGCGCAUUCUCUACAACUCUUCAAUAGAGUGUCUCUUGGUGCGCACCUUGGAUCCUCUUGUCAACGCUUCAAGUCUCAUCAUGAGGAAGUGCUUCCCCAAAAAUCGCCUGCCUCUGCCUACCAUCAAGUCGGCUUUCAUUUACCAGUUGGAGCACGUUCUGCCUUCAGGGCCGGUCGCACAGCUCUACAGCCAACCCCCUGAAGGAAGAACACUUGCUCAGGUCUGCAGCGAGCCCUUAAAGAAGGUGGACGACGUGGUGGAUGACAGUGACGAUAACGAGGACACAGAGGCAGACACGGAGAAUGAUACAGAGAACGAGGAAGAUGAGAAGGAUUGUGGCUCCCUGAACGACGACAUUGAAAAGGAUAUAAACAAGCUGCACCCUGAGAAGAUCCCGAGUCGACCUUACGAAGAGUUAAGAGUCUACGAGAAGUUUUUUGUGGAGUUGUCUCAAGACUUUCAGGGUUUCAACUUUGAAUCUUCCACAACAUCUUCAUCGGCACAAUCCGCUCUGCCCAUCGUUGUUCCCACAGCUCAGCUGCCGUCCCCGAAUCACAUCAGUGCACGGACCGCUCACGAUGUCAGCAACUCAUUUGCUCCCAGGCCCACUCUUCAUACUUCACAGGCUGACACCGGAGAUUGUGUCAAGAACCUCGACCAAAAGGUGGCGGCACCUAAGCAUCCAGCUGAGCAGAAACUAUCGCAAGCAUCUGAAUGCGUCCCCUUAAAUGCGGACGAGAUGGAAAGCAAACAAAAACAACCGAAGCCCACGCAGUCCCCUCUGCAUUUGGAGGGCAUCGCCAUUCGCUGUUUGGCAGCAGCGGGAGCAGGAGGAGGAGGAUCAGACUGCGGCUCGGAGGGCGCAGAGGACGAAUCCGGCGAAGGGGCCGUCCUGGAGGUCCCCGACACGGCUCAGCUUCUCCCACUUCACGACCUGGACCUUUAUGUGAAGAUGGUGAACCAGACAAAGUCUGUGCAGCACUACACUGAAGUGGCCUACCCAGACUACUUUGGUCAUGUGGCCCCCACGUGUCGGGAGCCUCUUCUGGAGAGGUUGUACGGGGUACAGAGGUCUAAGAUAUUCCAAGAUAUUGAGAGGUUGAUUUACCCAAACCACAUCAUGGAUAAAGUCGUUUAUGACCUCGACAUUCCCGGCUGUCCCGUGAUUGAAAGCGACGGCGAGUCGCUGAAGUUCAACUCUCAGUUUGAGUCGGGCAACCUCCGGAAGGCCAUUCAAAUCAGGAAGUACGAGUACGACUUGAUUCUGAACUCGGACAUCAACAGCAACCACCACCACCAGUGGUUCUACUUUGAGGUGAGCGGCAUGCGCGUGGGAACCAUGUACCGCUUCAACGUCAUCAACUGUGAGAAGUCCAACAGCCAGUUCAACUAUGGCAUGCAGGUGCUGAUGUACUCGGUUCGGGAGGCCAUCAGUGGCAGGCCUCGCUGGGUCAGAACAGGAACAGACAUCUGUUACUAUAAAAAUCAUUUUGCCAGAAGUUCCAUUGCAACUGGGGGUCAAAAAGGGAAAUCCUACUACACGAUGACCUUCAGCACCACCUUCAGCCACAAGGAUGAUGUCUGCUACUUUUCUUAUCACUACCCGUACACAUAUUCCUCUCUUAAGAUGCACUUGUCAAAGCUAGAGGCUAUGAAGCCGCCUGGGAUAUACCUGCGACAAGAUGUCCUGUGUGAGACAUUAGGGGGAAACAGCUGCCUGCUCCUCACCGUCACCGCCAUGCCAGAAUCGAACUCCAGUGAUCACAUCUGCCAGUUUAGAAAUCGGCCAUUGAUCUUCCUGUCAGCCAGAGUGCACCCCGGGGAAACCAACGCCAGCUGGGUGAUGAAAGGCACGCUGGAGUUCCUGAUGGGUACGAGCCUGCUGGCGGCCACCUUGAGAGAGUCCUUCAUCUUCAAGAUCGUGCCCAUGCUCAACCCUGACGGCGUCAUCAAUGGAAACCAUCGAUGUUCUCUGAGCGGGGAAGAUUUGAAUCGCCAGUGGCAAAAUCCUAAUCCUGACCUGCACCCGACCAUCUACCACACAAAGAGCCUACUGCAGUACCUUGCGCACACGCAGCGAACACCACUGGUGUUCUGCGACUACCACGGUCAUUCCAGAAAGAAAAACGUCUUCAUGUACGGCUGCAGUUUGAAGGAAACGGUAUGGCAGUCCAACAUCAGCGCAACGCCCUGUGACUUGGAAGAAGAUCUCGCGUAUAGGGCGCUUCCAAAGAUUCUCUCCCAGAUUGCGCCAGCCUUCAGCAUGGCCAGCUGUAGCUUUGUGGUGGAGCGCUCCAAGGAGUCGACGGCGCGCGUGGUGGUGUGGCGGGAGAUCGGCGUGCAGCGCAGCUACACCAUGGAGAGCACCGUCUGCGGAUGUGACCAGGGCAAAUAUAAGGGUUUUCAAGUCGGCACCAAAGAGCUAGAAGAGAUGGGAGCUCAGUUCUGUGUGGCCCUUCUAAGGCUCAAGAGAAUGACGGGGCUCCACAGCCAUCAGCACCUGCUGGACCUGGAGAGCGACCUCAUUGUGACACAGCCUAAAGUAGUCAGCUGCCCCACCACCUACGUGAUGGAUGAAGAUGAGCCGUCCUUCCUGGAGGCGGUGGAUUACAGCGCCGAGAGCAACGACGAGGACACCGAGGUGGACCUGGAGGCUGCCGCCGCCUCCGUCGCCAUCAGCACGGACGCAGGCGAAGUCCGGGAGCGGCUGGCCGACUCUGAGAACAAUCACGAUGCUUGGAAAUCUGAGCCAGUCACCAGUAGCCACUGAUUUUAUUUUAAAAUUAAUUAACUUAUUUUAUUUUAUUAUUAUUAUUAUUAUUUUUUAAAGCAGAAUUUCAACUCCAAAACCAAUGAUGGUAACCACACUCACAGCUUCCAUUAUAUACGACCGAUUGUCGUCUCUCCGUCUUGCAGGCUGGAUUUAUGCUACAAGUCUCCAGUUCCCUAUGUACUGCGUAUAAAAUAAAAAAAAGACGCAUGUAAAGACAUGUCAACACAGGGCAGCAACAACGAUAAAUAUAUAAUAUGCAAACAUUUAACACUUUAGUUGGCUUAGGCUGACUAAAUACAGGUAAUGUUCUUGGUUUCUACCAAGUUUUCUUAAUUGGUCUCACCCCACAUUCACAACGAAAUGAUUUUCCUUAAUGUCAUUUUUUUAAAUCACAUAAACCUGGCAUUUGAACAGGGGUAAUGUAGACUUUUUACAUAUACUGUAUUUUCCCCAAAUCUCAAUUUUUCUAUAUGUGUAAUGUUAUUCUUAUUUAUAUAUUUUUUAGUCACUUAAAAUCGUUUCUUAAAAUUUUAUUUGUCCAAAAACAAGACAUUUUCUCAAAACAUUUGACCCUCUUUGUGCUAAAAUUACAACUUUGUUCUAAUAUUGAUACAAUUUUACUUCUACUAAAAUUAAGAUCUUUUUUGCCAUUUCCCCCCUCAUUCAUAGUCAUUUUUGCAAAAUUGAUUUAUUCUUAUUAACUUUUGUCUUACAAAAUUCCGACUUCAUUUGUCCCAAAAUUAUGACAUAAAAUUAUACUUUUUUUACUGAUAAUAUUGAAACAAAAUUUGUUCUAAAAUCUUUAUCCUUUGUAAACGUCAUCUUUUAUUAUUUCUUUUUUAACAUAGUUAUAUGCACAGUACUAAGUACCUUAAUGCAUUGAUGUACUUAAUGUAAGUUGAAAUUCUAAAUAUCACAACAUUAAUAGUGACCCUAAUUUGGAAAUUCACUGAAAAACACUGUCGACAUUGUCAUUUGUUUUUGCAACAAUCUGUAAAAAAGAAAUAGUACAUUGAAUUUACCAGUUGAUGCACCAGUUGCAAAACACUGCUAAUUUACUUCGCUCUCUGCCCUCCAUUUUGUGUAUUUUGAUGACCUCACAUUGGCCUCACUUAACCCAUGGAGUGUAAAUCCAGCCUUAAAGCCGGUCACAGCAUGAACCUCCGCAACUGCGAUGUUCGGAGUUGGUGGGUCUAUUUGGCCUGCUGUUUGGUGUAAAACUUAAGACAAUCCCCCUGCAAAUGGGCGCAGUCAUGCAAUUUCUUUCCACACUGACCCUGGGGUGGCAUCAGAAGCUCACACGGGCUACCCAGACCCCUCUCUCCCUUGAUCCCGCCCUCAAAAACCAAGACGCCUUCCUUCUCACAUUCACACUGCACUUUAACUUGUUUACUCCCCACUUUCUGUCUUAACAUGAGCUGUGGUAGAAACCUCACUACUGAACUCAAGUGUUUCCUGCGUAGGACACUUGACGACCCUUGACCUCACAAGCACCCCUCUACCCCCUUUCAGUGCAAUGCACAUACAGCGGAACCUUUAGUGGAAUACGAAAUUCCACAACUUGUAUCACCUCAUAAAAUCUCAGAUAGGUGAGCUUGACGAGGAUUCCGUGUUAGUGCUAAGGGGCAGAAUUGGAGCGCAAUUUUAGGGGUACAACAUUUCAAAAGAACAAACGCUGAUUUCCGUAGAAUUAAUCAUUUCUGUGAAGUAAAAUUUCAUCCGUGCAUUUUCUCUUGUGCUCAUUCUGUUUAGGGGAGGUGAAGCCUAUCCCAUGAAGGUCAUGCUCUACUAUGAGUUUAAAAAAAGAUAUAUUUCAACACAAUUUUUGAAAUUAUAAUUGUCAUAAUUUUAGAACAUGUUUAAACUCAUGAAAACAAUUUAUGGAUCCAUUUGCUGUAUUUUUUUUUCAAAUUAUAGUUGUAAUAUUUUUCCAAAUAAUUUUGUGAAUUUUUUUUCGUGCCAUUUUUCAAAUCAAAAAUUCAGAACUCAGAAUUAUCAUUCAUCAUUUUUCAAAUUGAUUUUUAAAACUGUGUGUAUCAUUUUUCCCCAACAUAUUUUUUCAUAUUUCCUAAUUACCAAUUUAUAGAAUUAAAAAAAUAUUUUAUUUGCAUCACAACUUUACAAAUUAUAAAUUGCUUCUAUCCUUAAAUUUGAGAACAUAAUUUUCUUACAUUUAAGUCAUAUUAUAGCUAAUUUGAAAAUAUUUGUUUACAGUUUCAAUAAUAUUCAUAUCUUUUAAAAUAAUUUUAUUUUUCUUACUUGUUAACAGCAGAGAUUCACUCCGCUUAACUCUUUCCCCCCCCCCCCCCUUCCUCUCCUUUGAUGUCUUUUAUUGUCAUCGUGACCGUCGUCAUUUGCUGCAAAAGUUUAGUGAGGCCUUUUCACUUUUACAUUUGACUAUUUAGCAUAAAACACUGGCACACCAUCCAUGAAUAUUCAAUGAUGGACACAGCUUUACCCUGACAUGGAUAAAGUAACUUUCCCUUCUAUUCUUUUGGGCAAAAAAAACCUGCUUUGAAACCAACAAACUUGAGGUUCCCCCUUCAACCCCCCCAAAACAAACAUGUUUCUACGGCACAGUUGUUGAAUGUUCACAAAGACACUGCAGUGCACACGCAAUACGCAGCAGUAAAUAUUGAGCUUAGAUGGACCAGAAGCCGCAUAGAACACGCUCAUGAUGUUUGUAUCUUUCUAUUUAUCCAGUAUAUCCGUAUAUAGUAUAUAUAUAUAUAUGUAUAUGUGUGUUUAAGAUGGUGCUUUUGUGUAUUGAGAGUCCAGCUACAGCUGAAUAGUCUGGUCCACUUGCUUGUGAACAUGCAUUUUCUUUCCACUUGUUGCUUUUUUACAUAGAUAUUAAUGGAGUAUUGUUUCAGCGAUGCAACCUGUGUGUAUAUUAGGCAUCUGAGCAUGGGAGUGCUUAAGUGUGCGUGUGUACAAUUUUUAAGUUAUUCCAUUAUUCAGCUGCACUAAUGCUUUGCUACUGUGUUCCCUCUCUCAAUUUGAUUACGCUUCCCCUCACUCUGGCCAUUUUCUCCCUCCAUCAAAAACCUCUCCAUCUUUUUUUUAAACUUGCAUUUUGUUUCACUCACAAACGUCUUAACAGUUGCGUGUACUUGUGUGUGUCUGAUGGUAAACCAAAUGGAGAUUUUUUUUUUGUGUGGGGGGGGGGCAAACAGAAGCAAAGAGUCAAGAAUAGGUCAAAAAUAAAAUGUGAAUGUGAUCAACUUAAUACAUUUGUGUGAACUAUAAAUGCUGGAUCCAAAAAGGUUUCGCGAUGUGCCGCUGUUCGGGCGUCGUCUGGUUACGAUGCAGUUUUGUGUUUUAGUUUGGCGAAACUAGCGUGACAACUAGCAGCCGACAGCUAUGCCGGCCAUCCUCUUUCAACGUCUGCUGUUUGAUUUGUGAUUUGAUGAACACAUCGGGAUAGGCGUGGAUUGAGUGUGCAAAAACCAAACUUCUGCCUUCCGUCAUUGAUGGAUUAGGGGUUUGGUGCAGCUACCAACUAGUUAACAAAGUCAGUUAACAAGAUACUGCAAUAAACAAACAGCCUGUCACAAUUACAAAUGAGUUUUUCUGAGGCUAGAUUUGAUUUUGGGUGAGGGUUGUGGCUUCGGCUUUAUGGUUACUGUUUAGAUUAGUAUAUUUAUGAUAACAGGGUUUGAGGUGUAUUUCCCUCAAAGAUGUUGGAGUUCAACUUUUAUGAGCUCAUUGAAGCUUUGGAGUUUGCACUCUGUUGUAUAUUUUGGGCUAACGCAUGUUCCGUAGGGGAAAAACUCCGGGAGUGGGAGGGGCAGCUUCGGGGACGUUUAGUGUUGUGAUGUACGGCCUGUGAACGGACGGUGUUGAAGAAAUAAAGCAGUAUUCAUCA
Syngnathus typhle (broad-nosed pipefish) is the source of this 7845-nucleotide messenger RNA. RefSeq names its product ATP/GTP binding carboxypeptidase 1 (gene agtpbp1). Gene Ontology annotation, molecular function: zinc ion binding; metallocarboxypeptidase activity. The record is from RefSeq and is a predicted model, not a curated record. Bases 315 to 3974 code for a protein of 1219 amino acids. NCBI's taxonomy places the organism in Eukaryota, Metazoa, Chordata, Actinopteri, Syngnathiformes, Syngnathidae. Gene Ontology annotation, biological process: protein side chain deglutamylation; proteolysis; C-terminal protein deglutamylation. The transcript is spliced from 28 exons.